CAAUUGUCCUGCCGGUUCAAGAGAAAACUGCAAGCUGAGUCGCUGAUGAUUCCCAAGUACCGGAAACGAAAGGACAGACGUUAACACUUCAACGGCGUGUAAAAAUCUGCGGGUACUGGCACACGUUUCCUUCAUCUUCUUCCCUGCGAUAAGCAGAAAGUGGCAAUCGGCCGAACUCCGUUACGUUUCUCAGAUGUGUUCGUGUUUUAACUGAAAUCUCCAGAGUAAACGAAAAUUCGAGAUUACCAUCAAUGGGAACCUCAGAUUCAACGCUCGCAGGUUCACAGGGAACGGGUGAAGGGAUCACCACUGUUGCGCAGCGACCAGAAACCCUGGAUCCCAUUUUGGAGAGACUCAAAUCCUUGAAAAUUGCAACGCCGAUACUGAAGUCACCGCCGGUAGAGAAUAGCUUGACCGACAUUUUAGUUAGAAAACCAUCGUCUUCUUCGACUUCCGGUUAUGUAAAUCCUAAGGAGAUACUGGAGCUAUUUUUAACGUACCGUGAUUGGCAAGAGGGAAGCUCAGAGAUAGCAGAAACAGUUGCCUCUUCAGAGGAGAUAGAGAACAAAAUAGAAGUAGCAGAUGCUUUGGCAGUUAAACUUCUCCAACGUUUUAAUUACUCGGUGUCUGCUAUGAAAACAACUUCCCAGCAUUUGUCUGGAGUUCAUGGAUUGCAGGUAGAGAUUGGAGAACUUAAAGGGAGGUUGACUGAGGUCAUUAGCAACUGUGAUGCAUUGUGCAAGAGAAUUGCUGCAGAGGGUCCAGAAUCUCUAAGGACAUCCGUCAAACCAUUUGCAGUUCCAACAUCACAAUUGGAGAUCAGCUCUGGCUCUUCUGUUGUGCAAAGAGUUGUAAACAGAACCCCUUCCAGCUCUAUUACAGAGACAGAGGACAAGCAUGACUGACUCCUCUUGUUUCUGGCAUAUAGUUCCACAGAAUUCUACUAAUUUGUCUCUCACAUAGAGAUUGAGCCACAUUAUAGUAAGUUCUUGUAUUAAACAUUUUGAUAGUUGCAAAUUGAAAUGAAAAUAAAUUGAUUUAUAUGAAA
Messenger RNA from Carica papaya (papaya), 1048 nucleotides. Lineage: Eukaryota; Viridiplantae; Streptophyta; Magnoliopsida; Brassicales; Caricaceae. The record is from RefSeq and is a predicted model, not a curated record.